GCGAGCAAUGCAACUGUGAAAUCGAGCCAUGUGAUUGGCUGAUGUUGUACAAGCUGCUGUGACAUCAUCAGUGAUAGUCGGUGUCCUCCUGGAGAAGAUACGAGCCCCUCGCCCGUCUGUCAUCCAACCACUACAAACAGACAUGUCUGACUUCACAGAGGACCAGAUCAUGGAGUUCAAGGAGGCCUUCCUUUUGUUUGACCGGACGGGUGAGGGGAAGAUCACCUACAGCCAGUGUGGUGAUGUUAUGCGGGCCCUUGGACAGAACCCUGUCAAUGCUGAGGUGCUCAAGGUCCUGGGAAACCCCAAGUUAGAAGAGAUGAACUACAAGAUGCUGGAUUUUGAACAGUUCCUGCCCAUGCUUCAGGCCAUUGCUAAGAACAAGGACCAGGGCUCCUUUGAGGAUAUCGUAGAGGGUCUGCGUGUCUUUGACAAGGAGGGAAACGGCACAGUGAUGGGAGCAGAGCUGCGUCAUGUUCUCACUACACUAGGUGAAAAAAUGACAGAGGAGGAGGUGGAGACUCUUUUAGCGGGACAUGAAGAUGCCAAUGGCUGCAUUAACUAUGAAGAACUCGUCCGGAUGGUGAUGAGCGGUUGAGGAUUUCAGAGACACACUUCCAAUUUUACUCCUGAAUGUUUUUGUAUUGUUUGUCUUGUCUUGUCCUCUAUCCACAUCAUCCUACCUCCAACAAGUCUUUUUUUGACAUCUUUAUUUUAUUUCAAAAGUGCCUUUUCUGGCUAAUGUGAAGAAACCCUUUCAUCUCAUUUUCCAAACAUUAUUCAGGUACAAUCAGCAGUAAGGUUCCCUGGAUGAUUUCACCUGAUUUCACCCCUUUGUUAAUCAGCCCAACUGUCUUGUUGUCAAAAGGUUUUUGAUUUUGUUUGGCUAGAUAUGAUAAUGUGACAUGUUAAAUCUAAUAGUAUUGAAUAAAAACCCUGGUUUCCAGGAUUAAGCCUGUGA
This is a messenger RNA of Perca fluviatilis (European perch), 961 nucleotides long. RefSeq names its product myosin, light chain 6, alkali, smooth muscle and non-muscle (gene myl6). NCBI's taxonomy places the organism in Eukaryota, Metazoa, Chordata, Actinopteri, Perciformes, Percidae. The record is from RefSeq and is a predicted model, not a curated record. The transcript is spliced from 6 exons. Gene Ontology annotation, molecular function: structural constituent of muscle; calcium ion binding. Gene Ontology annotation, cellular component: myosin II complex. Bases 143 to 598 code for a protein of 151 amino acids.